AUGACCAAUUCACUAGCACUUUCCCCAGAGCAGAUUGCUACAUUUCAGAAAGAAGGAUGCCUCGUUAUCCCUAAUGAGCUUCCGCUAGAAACGGUGACAAAACUUCUUGACGAAACUGCAAAUCUACUUAAUACCUUCUCGCUAGAAGACCACCCUUUGACUCAGUUUACAACAGGCGAAGGGACUGAAGAACGUCCUCAUGUUGGAGAUGACUAUUUCCUGGAAAGUGGAGACAAGGUUCGAUACUUUUUUGAGGAGGGUGCAUUUGAAACAGAUCCCAAAACUGGGAAACAAGUACUUGUCAAACCAAAAGAGCGCGCUAUUAACAAGAUUGGACAUUACCUACAUGCAUCUCCUGAAGUAUCGCCAACUUUUGGAGAGGUUACUGUGAAUGAACGAAACCACGCAAUAGUUGAUUCUCUUGGAUAUGAUGAUGCACGAGUGCUUCAGUCCAUGGUUAUUUGCAAGCAGCCAACUAUUGGCGGCGAGGUUCCGCCACACCAGGAUGCUACUUUUUUGUACACAAAGCCGCUUUCAUGUCUUGGAUUCUGGUAUGCUCUUGAGGACUGUACUAAAGAAAACGGUGCCCUACAAUAUCUUCCCGGGUCACACCUUAAUACCCCUAUUGCCAAACGACUUGUACGCACAGGUGAAUCGGGUGAAAUUAAAACUACAUUUGAACCGGUUCCUGGUGCAGUGAUAAGCGAGGAACAACUGGAACUGCAAAAGGAUGCUUCAAAGUAUAAAUGGGUUGAGUGUCCAGCAGGAUCUUUGGUAUUGAUUCACAACUCGGUUGUACACAAGUCAGAACACAAUUUGUCAAACAAAUCGCGAUAUGCUUAUGCGUUCCAUGUGAUUGAAGGUACUGCAGAUUAUGAUACCCGGAAUUGGCUACAGAUUCCAUCAACUGGUGGUGCCAACUUUACAAAGCUGUAG
This is a messenger RNA of Magnusiomyces paraingens, 936 nucleotides long. RefSeq lists its product as uncharacterized. The record is from RefSeq and is a predicted model, not a curated record. Bases 1 to 936 code for a protein of 311 amino acids. The transcript has a single exon. Lineage: Eukaryota; Fungi; Ascomycota; Dipodascomycetes; Dipodascales; Dipodascaceae.